Messenger RNA from Drosophila eugracilis, 1510 nucleotides. RefSeq names its product acylglycerol kinase, mitochondrial (gene Mulk). Gene Ontology annotation, cellular component: mitochondrion; TIM22 mitochondrial import inner membrane insertion complex. The transcript has 3 exons. Gene Ontology annotation, molecular function: ceramide kinase activity; acylglycerol kinase activity; ATP-dependent diacylglycerol kinase activity. Lineage: Eukaryota; Metazoa; Arthropoda; Insecta; Diptera; Drosophilidae. Gene Ontology annotation, biological process: ceramide biosynthetic process; protein insertion into mitochondrial inner membrane. The coding region runs from base 212 to 1435 and encodes 407 amino acids. The record is from RefSeq and is a predicted model, not a curated record.
AGUAAAAUGUUUACAACGAUACGUCACGUACGUUAACAUGUAGCCACGUGUUUCACAUUCAAUGUUCCUAUUGCACCACAAUCGUCUUCUGUUAUUUUAUAUAUUAUGUAAAAUUAGUGAGAUACCCUUAACGAACUAAACUUCAGCUGUUUUAUGCGCCACUAAUACAUGUGGAAUCAAAAUCGUUGGUCAAAAAAACUUAAUAGGAAAAAUGAAUUAUUUAAGAGUUAUUCAAAAUAAUUGGAAAAAAUGCACAUUCGGUGCGGCAGUAUCUGUCUAUGCACUGCAAUCGCUGAAAACGCAUAUUGAGAUUGAACAAUAUAUGCGAGAGUUUGCUUCGAGCAUUCAGUCAAAUUGGGUAUCAGACCGACCGAAGAAAGUACUUGUGGUUAUGAAUCCAGUGGCCAAUAAAAAGAAAUCUGAGAAAUUUUUUAAGAACUAUUGUGAGCCGGUUUUGCAUUUGGCUGGGUAUUCUAUAGAGAUUCUUCGAACGAAUCAUAUUGGACAUGCAAAGACAUACGUGGAAGAGUUGUCUGCGCUACCUGACGCGAUUGUAGUUGCUGGUGGCGACGGAACCUCUUCGGAGGUUGUGACUGGCCUAAUGCGUAGGCGUGGCAACCUCUGCCCGAUUACCAUCCUCCCACUGGGACGUUCGGUUCAAUCCGCAUCCAAACGCAUCAACAUCUUUGGAGUCAAGGACGUGGCUUAUGUUAAGAGCCUCUGCAAAGCGUUGGAACCUAUGCUGAAGAAUGAAAGCCAAUAUCAAAGCGUGAUCCGCUUCGAUGUUAUUAACGAAGACGACGGAACCAACAGUCAAUUAAAGCCCAUAUUUGGCCUAAAUGGUCUUUCCUGGGGUCUUUUAGAGGACAUAAAUGUGGCAAAGGACAAGUAUUGGUACUUUGGGCCUUUGCGUCACUAUGCGUCUGCAGCAUCCAAAGCAUUUGCUGAUAACUGGAGUUUAAAAACCGAAUAUAUAUAUACACCACCAUGCCCAGGGUGCAUUGAUUGUGCUUCUGUUCAGCGGCAGGAAUCCGUUGUACCCUCUGGUCUCUUUACAAGGAACCUCCUGAAGUACCAAAGGAACACUGGCGAACCAAAGAGAGCACUCGUUAAGAACGAAAAUUGCAGUAACAAGUUCGAGGGAAGCGUAGAGGCCAGUCAAAUUAAUAUUAAUUGUGUGCAAAACAGGGAUAACUUUGCGGAACUGGAAAGCCAAUUCAUAAGUUCAUUGCAGCCGGGAUGGGAUUUCAUCAAGCAAAUUCCUCAAGUAACCUGCAGCAACAUUUUACCAACCUUGGUCGUUAAGAGUCGAACCAUUCAACUGCAUCCGGUUGGCGAAUUGGCCGAGAAGUUUUACUCUAUCGACGGCGAGGAGUACGAUGCAAGACCCAUUAAGGUAUCUGUUGUUCCCAAUGCUAUUAAAGUUUUUUGUUAAAAUUUUAAAUGUGUAUAUUAAUUAAAUCUUGAUUAAAUGGCGCUUCUAGUAUAGCAUAACACAUUCACAGCAAAA